GAUUCUCUCUGUCUAGGGCUCCUCCGUCUUAUUCUUCUUACCUUCACAAACCACAAACCCUCUCUUCUCUUCUCUCUCUAUUGAUUCUCUACGAAGAGGAAAGUGAUUUUGAACCACCUUGAUCGGAGUCGGCGUUCCAUAACUAGAGGUCGGAGAAAAAAAUAAACUCUUAUCUCAUCGCUCCGGUGUAUCGAAUUCGAGGGGGUUUUUGUUUGGUUUAGUAGUGAUUGAUUGAUUUUGAUGGAAGAUAGUGUGGUGGAUGAUGUUAUAAAGAGGUUACUGGGAGCUAAAAACGGGAAGACGACGAAGCAGGUUCAGUUGACGGAGGCUGAGAUUAAACAUCUUUGUUCUACCGCUAAGCAGAUCUUUCUCUCUCAACCUAAUCUUCUUGAACUCGAAGCUCCUAUUAAGAUUUGUGGAGAUACUCAUGGUCAGUUCUCAGAUCUUUUGAGAUUGUUCGAGUACGGUGGCUACCCACCAGCUGCAAACUAUUUGUUUCUUGGGGAUUAUGUAGAUCGUGGAAAGCAGAGUGUAGAGACCAUAUGCCUUCUUCUUGCUUACAAGAUCAAAUACAAAGAGAAUUUCUUUCUUCUACGAGGGAAUCAUGAGUGUGCUUCUAUAAACCGUAUAUACGGAUUCUAUGACGAGUGCAAGAAGAGAUAUAGCGUUCGAGUUUGGAAGACAUUUACUGACUGCUUUAAUUGUCUCCCUGUUGCUGCUCUUAUCGAUGAAAAGAUCCUCUGUAUGCAUGGUGGGCUAUCGCCUGAGUUGAAGCACUUGGAUGAGAUCAGGAACAUCGCUCGUCCUGCUGACAUUCCUGAUCAUGGACUACUGUGUGAUCUCUUGUGGUCUGAUCCUGACAAGGACAUUGAAGGAUGGGGAGAGAAUGACAGGGGCGUCUCUUACACUUUUGGGCCUGAUAAAGUCGAGGAGUUUCUCCAAACACAUGACCUUGACUUAAUUUGCAGAGCUCAUCAGGUUGUGGAAGACGGGUAUGAAUUCUUUGCAAAUAGACAGCUAGUAACAAUAUUCUCGGCCCCAAACUACUGUGGAGAGUUUGAUAACGCAGGAGCAAUGAUGAGUGUGGAUGAUUCAUUGACGUGCUCAUUUCAGAUCCUUAAAGCAUCUGAGAAGAAAGGAAAUUUUGGAUUUGGCAAAAAUGCAGGAAGGCGAGGAACCCCACCUCGCAAGGCUGAAGACAAAUCCAAGAAACUCUGCUUUGUGUGUUCCAUGUUUCUUGGUUCAAGACACUUGCUUAAUCAGCUGAACUUAUCAAACUGUCUUCUUCUUCUUCUGCUCUGGAUCACUCUAGCAAGGGCGCGAGCGGUGGCCCAAAAAAUCUCGGCAAUUAACGGCAUUUGGGUGGAGCAAUCACUCCCAACUGAUCAUUCGUUAAAGGAUCUCAUGGAGAAAUCUUUCAAGGCUACUUUCGCUCAAGUUGAUUUCCGAUUCAAGGCUGAAGAAGUGCGUUGUGAGCUGAAUAAAUGGGCUUCAGAUCAGACCAAUGGUCUCAUCAAAGACCUUCUUCCUCCUGGAUCCGUUAAUAGGGAAACCAUUCAGGUUUAUGGAAACGCAUUGUAUUUUAAAGGAGCUUGGGCUAUACCAUUUCAUAAGUCGUGUACAACAAACAAAGAGUUUCACCUUCUCGAUGGCUCCCAUACCGACAAAGCGAUGAUGAUAUCAACCGUGAAUAUAUACUCUAUGUAUUUCUAUCUGCCCGACAAGAAAGAUGGAUUGGAUAUGCUCGUGAGGAAAAUGACAUCUACUCCUGGAUUCGUGGAUAAUCACAUUCCAAGUCGCAAAGUUGAAGUUAGUGAUUUCAGAAUUCCAAAGUUUAAGAUAUCUUUCAUGUUUGAUGCUUCCAAGGGAGAGGUUUCAAUGUACCAUAAAGCUUGUGUCGAGAUUGAUGAAGAAGGUGCAACAGCUGCUGCUGCCACUGCUUUUAUUAGGCUGAUGGGCUAUUGUCCUGGUCCUAAAAUCAAUUUUGUGGCUGAUCAUCCAUUUCUCUUCUUGAUUAGAGAAGACAGAACCGGAACUAUUUUGUUUGCUGGUCAAAUCUUUGAUCCUUCGAAGAAAUCUUCCUAAACGGGCUCAGAUCAGGUUUAACCGGGUUCUGAUCUUAAUUGAUCUGGGAAAGAAGUCAAAUUUAUGCCCUGUAGUUUUGAGUUUAGUUCUUGUUCUAAUUUGAGCAUUUUUUUUUUUGGUCAAACGUUCUAAUAUAAGCAAUUAUAAUUA
Molecule: messenger RNA, 2235 nt
Organism: Arabidopsis arenosa
Lineage: Eukaryota; Viridiplantae; Streptophyta; Magnoliopsida; Brassicales; Brassicaceae
Source: the annotation of a GenBank genome assembly